Vitrella brassicaformis is the source of this 2258-nucleotide messenger RNA. Lineage: Eukaryota; Vitrellaceae. The record is from the annotation of a GenBank genome assembly.
AUCGCAGCCAAGGAGCGCAAUGCCAUGUCUAAGGGCAGACCAGCGCCGUCCCGUUCAUUCUCACGAAGAACGACGACAUUCGUCGAACCUCAUGCGCCAGCCGCAGAGGAGGGCCCUGUUCGUUCGUUCAUCGCGCUGCCGACUGUCACACGAGAGCUCUCGCCUCUUCCCUCUUCGUCUGAGUCAGACGAUAUUUUCCUCUCGCCGCCAGGGAAGCGUACAAGACAGCGGAGAGGCCGCCCACAGCUGCUGACCCAGGAGAGGAGGUCAAGGAGGGAUCAUCGGACAGUGUUUCGCAGCCUGCGCGACGCCCGCAUUUAUGAGGGUGCGGCAUGGCGUCUGGCGUUCGCCCUGUUGCCGCAUUUCCAUCGCUCGGCACGGUGUGCGUGGAGUGCACUGCCCUUUUGUAGCCCUCGCAAGAAGACAAGCCGGCACUGCAGGGAGCCCGACAGGGAGUCGCUGCCCUUCGUGCUGCUCGGUUUGGCGUUCAAGACUCUGCAGACGGCAUGGGCUGACCUGAAGAGGGCUGGCGUUGCAGUGAGACCACAUCUGGAUAGGCGGCUGGAGGGUGGGAUGGCAAAGGCGCCGCUGGUGCGGACACUUCGGCGGUUGGUGGAACGGACGGAGGGAGAGGUUUUUUGGGUGCUCGAUGGCUGCGAGAAGACGCGAUUGAAAGAUCAGGUGAGGCGGCGGAGAGGGAAAGGUGCAGCACCUUGAUCCAUGGACACGUGCCUUGCCAUUGUCUGCAUGCAGGUAUCUGUGCGUGACACACUUCUGAGUGAGGCUGCCGGUCGCUUUGCCGAGUGGACAGGGCGCUUUGGGCGGGUGGCUGGCUGUCUUCUCCUUCGCUCUGUGCUGCUCAAGGCCACUCUCAAGCUGCGCACUGGGGCCCUGACUAUAUUGAUGAGGCACACGUGGGCUCAGCGUGGGAGCAUCAUUACGACGGCGCGGACGGACGAGCCCAAGAGCAGCAGGAGCCGGGGGCAGGGGCUGAGGGAUCGCGCAUUGCCCCUGGUUGAGGGGAGGGUGCCCAUCCCUCAGUCGCCCGGUGAUCUGCACCCGCGGCUUGCUAGCAGGAUACUCUCUCAGCUCGGUCCUCGCAGGCAGACGGACACCGACGGGUAAGGACAACAGAGCAACACACUGGCGGGUGGUCGUACAUGGUCCGCCUGCCCCAUGUUGCUGCAGGUCUCCGGUGCACAUCCGCCCCGUCCCUGGCCUCGACCCUGCCCCGUCAUCUCCCCCAGAUGUCCACACCGUGCCCAAGGUCCGCCCGUCAUCCUCUUCGCCCCUCUCGCCACUUCCCGUCCCACCUGACGUGGGCAUGCGGCUGAAGGUCUCUCCCCGCCUGACAACGCCCCCGCUGACCCUCGGCCCUCCCAUGAUGGAGGCGGAGAGGGAGUCGGCCAGGAGGGCGCUGAGGAGUGGCACAUCGGGGUGGCCCAGCUGGGUGGCCACAUCGGUCGGCAGGAAGGAGGAGGCUGUGGCGGUGAGUGGAAAAAGGGAUAGAGGGGCUUGCUUGCUCACCACGACUGGAGCCACGAACGACGUGCAGACAGGUGGGACAGUGGACAACAGAUUCGUCCGUCUGUGCAGCACGAAAUUACUACCCCUUCUGUGUGCCUCUAUCUUCAGGUUGUCAUCAGCGACUUGGCCCAUCGACGCAACGGUACGGCGACGAUGUGCAGCAGCCUGUUGCCGGCGUGUCCAUCGAGCCUCACCCAGCACGGUUUCUCCCAGAGCGUCUCUUGCAGAAAGGCCUCAUCUACACCGACUCUCGGCCCCCAUCACCAUCACCACUGGUGUCCUCGCGCCUCCCAACGGCCCGCAAACCGCUCACAACAUCUGUCCCCUUCUCCCCCAACCUGAGCGAGCCGCCAUUGACUCUCAGGAUGGUCAACAGACCGCUUGCCGCCAGUCCCGCCCCCAGUGAGCCUAUGCGGCCGCUGUUCACAUCGCUUCCCUUGUCUGUUGGCCGGCGACGUGUCGACGGUGCGUCGCCUAGGCGACUGGAGGACAAGGGUGUGUGGGGUGAGGGGUCGCCGUCGAGGGCUGGGCGGAGAGACGAGAGGGCAGAGCAGAGCUUGCGGAUGAGCUGCUCGGUGAGGAGCGAGUUGUAGACAUGAUGAUGAUGAUGUCAACUCAUGAAUGCAUGUGUGCGUGCGCAGAUGGUGAGUGAGGGUGGGAGUGGGGCUGGGUGACUCGAUUGGAUUGCACUGACUGGGACGGACGGAUGACAGACACUAUUGAUUCAAUCA